Pieris macdunnoughi is the source of this 726-nucleotide messenger RNA. The record is from the annotation of a GenBank genome assembly. NCBI's taxonomy places the organism in Eukaryota, Metazoa, Arthropoda, Insecta, Lepidoptera, Pieridae.
AUGAGGGCUUUGGUAGUUCUGGGGUUGGUAGCCCUCGUGGCUGUAGUCUCCGCUAGAGACAUGAGGGAGAAGAGAUCGGCUGAUCUUGAAGCAGCAGCGUCGGGUCACGGCUGGGACAAGGGUGGUGGUCAUGAACAUCACGAGCAUCAUCAUCAUGAGCACGGCGACAAGGGACAUAAAGGACACAAGGGUCACCAUGAAGAUUUCCACGGCAAGAAAGGUCAUCACCACCAUGAAGGACAUAAAGGCCAUCAUGGUGAACACGGAGGGCACAAGAAACAUCAUCACCAUGAUGAUGGGUACCAUCAUCACCAUGAACAUGGUGAGAAGGGUGAACACGGUCACGGACACGAGGAACAUGGCCACUGGCACAAAGGACACGACACAAAGGGACAUCAUGGUGUCGAGAAACACGACGAAUUCAAAAAGGACAAGCACUUCCAUGAUCAUCACGGAAAGAAGGGGCAUCACGAGCACCACGGAGGUCACCACGAAGAGGGUGGUUACAAGAAGGGGGGUGAGUUUCACAAAGGUCACAAGCACGGCGGACACCAUGAGCACCACCAUGGUAAGAAGGGUCACCAUGAGAAGGGAGGACAUCAUCAUGACCACAAGGGUCACCACGGUGAAGGCGGUCAUCAUGAGCAUUGGCACCAUCACCACGACCACGACAAAAAGGGUGGACACGAAGACCAUAAGCACUGGGGACACAAAUCUGGGCAUUAA